AUGAUUGACAAUAUAAAUUUUAAUUCAUCUUACUUGGAUGUUCCACCAAAACCAAUCACAUCAGAUUUUGUUGAAUUAGGCUACCUAGUUAUGUUGUUUAUGAUUGGUGGUCCACUCAAUCUUGCUGCAUAUACACAGAAUUUUGAAAGAACAACAACCACCCGUCUUGAUAUACUUAAAAGGCAUUUAAAUUAUUCAGAUCUCCUUGUAUUAUUCAUUUAUGUACCAUCACGUGUUUGUUGGUUGGUUACAUAUGAUUGGCGUGGUGGAGAUUUUUUAUGUAAAAUGAUAAAAUUUCUUCAUACUUUUGUUUUUCAAAUAUCAUCUAAUGUUAUUGUUGUUAUUGGAAUUGAUAGACUUCUCUCUGUGACAUCUCAUACAAAUUUAUCUUCAAAGGGUGGCUUAAAGAGAACAAGAAAAAUGUUGGCAUUUGCUUGGAUUAUUGCUAUAUUGUUGUCUUCUCCUCAAUUUACAUUUUGGAAAAAUUAUAUGGCAUUUCAAAAGUAUCAUUGGUCACAAUGUUUAACUAUUUGGCAGAUUCGGGAAAAUGAACUUUUUCUUCAUCUUCAAGAAAAUAUAACAUUUUCUGUUGGUGACUUUAAAUUAGAAAAAGAGUAUAGAGAACUUAAAAACAGUGAAAGUAUUUAUUUAAUUCUCCAUGUUUUAUGUAUUUUUUGGAUACCAGCAGCAAUAAUUUGUAUGUGUUAUAUAAUUGUUUCUAGUUGGGUUUACUUUAACUCAAAACCAUCAUCUACACCAUUUCAAGAUCCAGAAGGUAAUAAAACACAGACAACUUAUCCACAAUCAGGAGGUACAAAUUCAACUGACAUUCAACAACCAUUUAUUAAUUUACCAUUAAAAGGCAAAACAUCAACAACUAUUGAGAGUGGGAAACAAACACUUAUAACAACAUAUUCAUUAUCCUCAACAGCAAAUAAAUCUUUAAAAAAAGAAGUUAAAAGACCUCUUAGAAAAGGAAAAUAUUGUUUGACGGAAAGUCUUUCAGAUUCACAACUUUUUUCAAAAAAUCCAGAUGUUGGUAAGACUAUCUUUAAUUCAACAACAUAUUAUGCAAAAAUAACAAGAUCAAAAGCUAUCAAAGUUAGUUUUCUUCUUAUAACAGCAUACUUUAUAUGUUGGUUACCAUAUAAUGUUAUGAGUAUUGUAAGAUAUCUUUUUCCUAAUAUAUUUGAAGAAACAUCAAAAAAAUUACAUUUUCUUCAUGGAUUUAUUGUUUUUAAUUCUGUUAUUAAUCCAUUUAUCUAUGGUCUUUUUAAUAUUGGUCCAAUGGGUCAUAUAAAAAGUAGUAGGAAAAAUAAAAACCUACAAUUUAAUAUAUAA
This is a messenger RNA of Strongyloides ratti, 1341 nucleotides long. RefSeq names its product Gonadotropin-releasing hormone receptor. The record is from RefSeq and is a predicted model, not a curated record. Gene Ontology annotation, cellular component: membrane. Gene Ontology annotation, biological process: neuropeptide signaling pathway. The transcript has 3 exons. Bases 1 to 1341 code for a protein of 446 amino acids. Gene Ontology annotation, molecular function: G protein-coupled peptide receptor activity. Lineage: Eukaryota; Metazoa; Nematoda; Chromadorea; Rhabditida; Strongyloididae.